Cryptococcus amylolentus CBS 6039 is the source of this 708-nucleotide messenger RNA. RefSeq lists its product as hypothetical. Lineage: Eukaryota; Fungi; Basidiomycota; Tremellomycetes; Tremellales; Cryptococcaceae. Bases 1 to 708 code for a protein of 235 amino acids. Gene Ontology annotation, cellular component: ribosome; cytosolic large ribosomal subunit. Gene Ontology annotation, biological process: cytoplasmic translation; ribosomal large subunit assembly. The record is from RefSeq and is a predicted model, not a curated record. Gene Ontology annotation, molecular function: RNA binding; structural constituent of ribosome. The transcript is spliced from 4 exons.
AUGGCGCGCUCUUCCACUCUCGCCCCCAACGUGGGCAGGCUCUCUCGAUCCCAGGUCGCCGCCAAGCGAGGUCUCUUCAAGGGCAAGAAGACCGCCCAGGCCCCCGCUAAGACUGAGGCCCCUGCUACCACCGAGAAGAAGGUCGGCGGUGCUAAGAACGGCGAGAAGCGAUUGGUCCCCACCUCCAAGGCUUCCAAGUACUACCCCGCCGAGGACGUCCGAAAGCCCAAGGUCUCCCGAAAGACCGCCGCCAAGACUGUCCUCCGAAACAGCAUCACCCCCGGUACCGUCCUCAUCCUCCUCGCCGGCCGAUUCUCCGGCAAGCGAGUCGUCUUCCUCAAGCAGCUCGACUCUGGUCUCUUGUUGGUCUCUGGUCCUCACAAGAUCAACGGUGUCCCCCUCCGACGAGUGAGCCAGGCCUACGUUAUCGCUACCUCCACCAAGGUCGACAUCUCCGCCGUUUCCAUCCCCGAGUCUAUCAACGACGCCUACUUCACCAAGGCCAAGGCUGCCAAGUCUACCAAGGAGGGAGAGUUCUUCGGUGAGGGUCAGGAGAAGAAGGCGUUCCCCGAGGAGAAGAAGGCCGAGCAGAAGGCCGUCGACGCUGCUCUCAUCGCUUCUAUCAAGAAGGUUGACAACCUCUCCAAGUACUUGAAGUCUUCUUGGGGUCUCUCCAAGGGCGACCGAUUCCACGAGCUCAAGUUCUAG